Metarhizium robertsii ARSEF 23 is the source of this 1839-nucleotide messenger RNA. RefSeq lists its product as uncharacterized. Bases 1 to 1839 code for a protein of 612 amino acids. Lineage: Eukaryota; Fungi; Ascomycota; Sordariomycetes; Hypocreales; Clavicipitaceae. The transcript has 3 exons. The record is from RefSeq and is a predicted model, not a curated record.
AUGUAUCUGGUAGAGCGCAAGCUUUGGGAGCUAUACGACGGGAAUGUGGACAAUAUCCCGUGGCGAGAGUUGGCGGCGGAGGCGGCGAGGAGAAAUUGCCAAAUCGCCGAUUUGAUGACCUUGUAUCCCCCGGAACUCAGCACCGACAGGAUCACUGAGGGGGAUGUUGUUCAGGCUACGGAGUAUAUGAGGCGUCGGGGCUUGCAUUCCGAUGCUGCAGAUCUGAAGGGCUGGAUGGGCCUGAACAUGAGCGGCUUUGUUCAUCUGGACAUCACGGAACCGAUUUUUCUCCCAGGCAAGGACGGAGAGUCCCUUGGGAGGGCGCACCGUUCUGGGUGCAUUGACAUUGAGAAAAUCAAGGCCGUGGCAAUAGCCCAAGCCAGGAAAAUGGCUGACGAAAGUGAUCGAAAAUGCUGUAUAAACGACGCUUCCCUCGGUACGGCCCCCAGAGUCAUCCCGCGCUCGGUACAGGACGAGAUUAUACGAGAUGGCAUCCACGUCACGCCGCGUCGAAACCGCCUUGUGCGCUCGGGGAUUCUCAGCGACAUGACUAGCCUUGUCCCAAUCAGCUGGCACGAGAGCGACAGUCCGUUCGGAAGAAGCCAGCUGCUGGCUCAUGAUGGCCAGCCGAGCGCGCCUACGGAUGGGAAUGCGUAUGAGCCUCCGAUACCCCAGUUUGCUAGGUCAACAACAGCCAUGGCAGCGAUGCAAAGCUUGAUCAACUCCAGCGGAGCCGUGCAAGACAGAGACAACGGACUCUUUGGCACAGCCGCCGGGCUAGAAGUAUCGGCGGUUGUCAGCGGCGGGCUGUCCGCCGGCUAUCAGUCCCUGAUCAACCGACGGGAGACACCGGCUAGAAGUGUAGAUCAGCAUGAUACCACAGCAGAGGCCACGGAGCCGCCAGCAGCCCAGGGUUCCCGCAACCCACGAGAGUUUCGGAAAGAGAUUGAAGCACUCUCGAAUCCAGUUGCCGCGGCCAACACAAACAGCGAAAAGCUCAGACGGGCACUCUUGUCGAGGUUCAAACACUACCUCCAGGAAGACAACAAAGCCCCCGUAAGCAGACCAAGGGCUCCUCGCCCGGCACCGAUUGAAGUUGUCGAAGACGACUCGGACUAUACUCCUGGCCGCAGCACAGGGAAAAAACGCCGGCAGAGCGUGCAGGCGCAGAAAACGCCCGUGAAGCAAAGAAAACUUGACACGACGCCAAACACCCCAGUGCGAUGCCAGUCCCGAGGGGCGCCCAUGACAGGCAGCCCAGGAGAAGCAAUCAAGCCUCUAAAUUUAAUUUCCAUCGACCCAGGUCAAAAGGCAAGCGGGCAAGAGGGCGCGACCCUCGCCUCCCAUGCACCGCCGUCGCCCGGCUCCGUCGUUGCCGUCUCCCCGUGCUCACGGCGCCCAUCCAAGGGACCCGGCGCUGGCGGCGAGCCGACCAAGGGCAAGAAGAACGCGGCGCCCAUCUUCGGCCUCCAUCGGAACCAGGAGCUGACGAGGCCCGUCGACGCGUCCGAGAACGCCGAGUACGCGUGGUCGGCCGACGAGGCUGCUUUCGCCGCCAACUCCCAGUUCGCGCGGUAUGCCCUGAGGGCGGACCGGCUCAGAAGCGGCUCGAGGCACUGGCCGGAAGAUGCGCUGGCGGCGCUCACCAGGCUCAAGGACGAGUUCCACGCGGUUGAGUUCCAGCAGAGGGGCAGCACGACGCGCAACGCGGGGGAGAUUAGGUUUGCAGGGUGCGCGAGCCGGGCUGUGUAUGCCGAAUUUGCGAUGGAGGCAGAGUUUGCGAUGGCGGUGAGCUGCGACGGGGGUGGAGAGGUGGAUGGUGAUGAGGGAGGGAGCUGA